Molecule: messenger RNA, 4645 nt
Organism: Drosophila miranda
Lineage: Eukaryota; Metazoa; Arthropoda; Insecta; Diptera; Drosophilidae
Gene: bib
Product: neurogenic protein big brain
Exons: 3
Coding region: 1978-3822 (614 amino acids)
Biological process (GO): transmembrane transport
Cellular component (GO): plasma membrane
Molecular function (GO): water channel activity
Source: RefSeq, a predicted model, not a curated record
CAAAGAACGCGCGCCGAGCACGUUCCAAAAAUGUGCCAAAGGAGAAGGCUUUGAAAUUGAUGAAAGAUAAAAAUCAGGUAGACGCCGAAAACCGAAAGCCGAAAGCCGAGGGACACAGAAAGCAGAAAGCAGAAGAACAUAAUUAACAUUUCCAGUGGCCUUUGUCCGAGGCUGCGCCUGCGCAGGACGCGUCAUGCGGAAACUUGAAAUCAAACACGUGUCGUCGCCGCUGCACUGCUCCUUUCUGGUUGGUCCGAACACAGACCCUCGAGGGCAGCUGGAAACUGCUGCUGCCUUUGGAUGUAUUCACGGCAGGGCACACCUGCCGCCUGCUGCCCAAAACAGAAAUUACUGUAUCCCGAAGAGAUACACACAAAAACAGGAUUUUCGAGGCAGAAAUUUAAAUUUUAAAUACCCAACCGAAACGGACACAAACGCCGCACACCGAAUGGUGCAGGUCAGCAGAGAGGGGCUUCAAUACACGGUGCCGUCGUUCUUUCGGUUGAUUUGUAUCUAGCAUGGAAAUGCACUUCCUGCACUUGAAUGUGGCCAAGGGGGAGAGGCAGUAGGCAGCAGCCAGUUGAAAUCGAAAUCAAUUCGUGUCACAUGGGCAAUUCAAUUACGGAAUCCGUUUGGGAGCGCAUCCCUUCCCCAUUAUUAUUUUCUCCUCUCCGCUCGGCUUAUCAUGCGAAUUGGAAUGGGAAUGGCAUCCUGCCUAUCCCCUCGUAUCCUCCGAAUCCUGUGCACAGGUGGUGGUCCAGUUAUGUCACCAACACUCGCAAGGAGAGGCAGAGGCAGAGUCAGAGGGAGCGAGGAGGUCAUAAACACUCCUCAACAAAUGAAAUACCCAUAUAAUAAUCAUCCUGGAUCUCAUCGAAUGCUGAAUCACAGAUAUCUUGGGAGAGAAAUACACACAUUUAAUGGAAUAAUUUGAUUUGGGGCCCUUAUCGGGGAGUCAGGUCCCAGGAGGAGCCUGAAAGCCAACCACAAGCCAAACCACGAGCGAGUUGCAUACAGAACCUCUCGCCUUUCACCCGGAUGCGGUGGCCCCAAAAACACACUCGCACACUCGCAAUCACACAGAGGGGAGGGUAUCUCUAUCCCCAUCCCCAUCCCCACCUCUAUCACCAUCCUCAGUUGUACACAAAAUUCAAGCUUUCAGUUUGUUGUAAGUUCUCUCACUUUUUAUUCCAUAAACAAUUUGCGCAGGAAGGGCUCUUCUCUGCUGAAGGCACACACAGAAAGUUUGGCUAACAUUUUGCUAUUUCUCUUGCCAUUUCCGGCUACUUAGUUGCUUCCCUUCCUUACUUUUUCCCCCAUGAAAUCCUGAAUGUGUGCUGUAUGCUGUGUGGGUGGUUCGUGGGUGGGCGAGUGCUUUUCGUGGUCAUUCGUGAGCUCUGUGAAAUUAGCACUUUGUAGAUUUAUGAGCAAACAGACACUCUUCGCCCUCGACUCUCCAAACUUUGCAGUUCACUCAAUGGAAAAGUGUUUUCCAAAGCGAUCAAACUUUCAUCAUGGCCAAGAUUUCAUCAUUUAGGGUUUUUUGUGGGGAAGUGGAAUGCCGUAUGUCUCAUAUCCUACGGCUUAGGGCCAUAUAAUACCUGCUAAGAUGGCAGAUACACAGACGAACGACUAUCAUACCUUGCCCUUCGCUCCUUUGUCGCACCUCAACCGCCAAAACUGGCAAGGAAUCCCCACUGCCAAGGAAGGCAGUUCUAUUUGCUCAAGUACUUUUAAGUGCAUUCCGGCAGCAUUUAUUUCCGGAUAUUCGCAGUUGCUCAACGUGGGGUUGUGGCAGACUGCCGCCAGGUACUGAGUACCGAGUACUUGCCACGGAAUGAAGAUUGAGUGGGGCAGGGCGGGGCAGGGCAGCGCUGAAGCAGUGUGUGAGCGCUUGAUAAAUAUUUGCUUGCGCACCGCUUCAACGCCUCCCUCCCGCUUCUUGUCUAAUGGAGUUCCCUUUUGGGGAACAACAAAAUGUUCGAGAAGAGCAAUAUUUCGCAGCGGCAUCCGAAUUAUCCAAGAGAUUAUGUUUUUCAUAAAUCGCGAAAGCCACAAACUUUUGGUGCCCGAAACUUUGACAAUUCGAAUUCCGUUGAGCGAGGACGAGGACCAGAUACAUGUGUGUGGAUGGAUGGGGUGGCUCUGGUUUUGGGGCGGAAUGCCGAGGGGUGGCGCGCUCUAACUUACGAGCUGUCAGAAGGGGCGUUAAUAAUAAAUAAUAUCAAUUUGCGGGUCACCGUGCCUGGCUACCAGGGAAAUCUUCAGGCAGCCAUCUCCCACAGCGCUGCCCUGGCCGCCUGGGAACGCUUUGGCGUGGAAUUCAUCCUGACAUUCAUGGUCGUGCUCUGCUACUUCGUGUCCACCGAUCCCAUGAAGAGGUUCAUGGGCAACUCUGCCAUGUCCAUCGGUGCCGCCUACAGUGCCUGCUGCUUUGUGUCGAUGCCCUACCUGAAUCCGGCUCGCUCCCUGGGUCCUUCGUUUGUGCUCAACAAAUGGGACAACCAUUGGGUCUACUGGUUCGGACCUUUGGUGGGCGGCAUGGCCUCCGGCUUGGUCUACGAGUACAUAUUCAACUCGCGCAGGAGCCAGCGCCACGCCAAGGGCAGCAUCGACAACGACUCCAGCUCCAUUCACUCCGAGGACGAGCUGAACUACGACAUGGAUAUGGAGAAGCCCAGCAAGUACCAGCAGUCGCAGGGCACCUAUCCGCGGGGCCAGCCCAACGGCAACGGAGGAGGCGGUGCCUCGGCCGGACAGCACGCGGCGCCCAACAUGGGCCAGAUAGCGGGAGUGGUGGGCGCUGUGCAGGGCAACUACUGCCAGAACCUGUACACUGCUCCGCCGCUCUCCUCCAAGUACGAGCAGCAGCAGGAGCCGCUCUACGGCGGAACUCGCUCCCUGUACUGCCGCUCGCCCACACUGACGCGCAGCAACCUGAACCGCUCCCAAUCCGUCUACGCGAAGAGCAACACGGCCAUCAACCGCGACAUUGUGCCGCGUCCUGGUCCGCUGGUGCCGGCCCAGAGCCUCUACCCCAUGCGCACCCAGCAGCAGCAACAGCAGCAGCAGCAGCAGGCAGUCACCGCCGCCCAAUCCUCCCACCUGCAGAACCAGAACGUACAGAACCAGAUGCAGCAGCGCAGCGAGAGCAUCUAUGGAAUGCGGGGGUCCAUGCGCGGACAGCAACAGCCACUCCAACAGCAGCAGCAGCUCCAGCAGCAACAGGCUCCCGUGAAUGUGCAACAGCAGCAGCAACAGAUGCAGCCACCGCCGCAGCUGAUGGCCGAGCAGCAGAACCACCAGCAGCAGCAACAGCCGCAGGGCUUCCAACCCGUCUACGGCACUCGUACGAAUCCCACGCCCCUCGAUGGCAGCCACAAGUACGACAGGCGGGACCAACAGCCCCAACAGCAGCCCCAGCAGCAGCUGUACGCCAUGACGGGCCCGAGGAAUCGCGGCCAGUCGGCCCAAUCGGAUGACAGCUCCUAUGGCUCGUAUCACGGAUCGGCAGUCACUCCACCGGCGCGUCAUCCAAGCGUAGAACCGUCACCGCCUCCGCCGCCCAUGCUCAUGUAUGCGCCGCCUCCGCAGCCAAAUGUGUCCCAUCCACAGCCCAUCCGCACUCAGUCGGAGCGUAAGGUGAGCGCCCCCGUGGUGGUAUCCCAGCCAGCCACCUGCGCCGUCACCUACACAACAUCGCAGGGAUCCACGCCAACGCCCCAGCAACAGCAGCAGCAGCAGCAGCAAAUGAUGAUGCAACAGCAACAGCAACAGCAGCAGCAGCAACAUUAUGGAAUGCUACCGCUACGGCCCAACUGAAAGCGGCUCUCGUGGGGUCCUGUGACGACCCCGCCGCCAGCCGCAAUUCACGCCCUCGCGCUCCACCCCGCGGGCACCAUGACCCUGCACAGCUGCAGCCUAGCCAAGCAGAGCAGUUUGUUUUAGUUGUAGUCGUAGUCGAUAUCGAUAUCGAAGAGAAGGGGCAUGCAUCCAAAGGAAAUGUACGCGAAGUCUCAGCCCUUAGUCUAUCCUAAUCAUAGUUUAGCCAACUCCGACGUAUAGCCAGAAUAGAUUGUAGAAUAUAGUGUAUUAUUCCGAGCACCGGAGCACCGGAGCACCACAGCACCACAGCACCAGAGCACCAGAAGGAAAGGAACUCUCACCUAGCAGCAGCAGCAGCAGAAGAAGAAUAGCAGUAACAAUAGCCAUAAGAUACUUAAAUCCGAAAACUGUUGUAAUCGCGUUCCAAUCGGAAUCGGAAAAGGUUACACAUUCAUACUAGACUGAAAGACUUGCACCUUGAAGAAGUAUACUUAUUUAAUGUUUCUUUUUUUGUUGUUUGAACAACUAUUAUGUUCUGUUUAGAUCAUCCGAUUCUUCCAAUUACAACGAAUUCGUUUGAGUUUCAAUUUUCGUUUUCUUUUUUUUGUAGAAGCCAAAAUUAUGUUUAAUUUGAUUUUCAUUUGUAUAUAAACUAUGUUCGGUAUAUUCCUGUAAAUGGUAGGCCAUUAAGCUUAGAAGUAAGCUGAUCUGAUCUGUAAGCUGUAUCUGUAUUUAGUGAUAAUUAUAAUAGAAUAUGUAUGUGACCAGGCUUGGUAGUAUCCUCAGAAUUACAAUGCAAAUAUAAAGUGUAUAAAAGAAA